UAUGGAAUAUAGGUUGAGAAGUUUGAAUCACUGACCAAAUUAAGUAUGUAUAUAAGGUAGGGAAGCAACGUAGUUUGUGAGUUCUGAAUCAAUGAUAUCCGAAUCAACUGACCAUAUUGAAGAAUCAGACAUCUUUUGCUGAAUUUGUGAACAUAAUCCAAGCAAGGAAGAUGGAAGGGCUGUUAGAGUCGGCUCGUCCGUUCUUGCGGGGUGAGCUGGAGUCGAUCGACAAGAAGCUGCCAUCGCUAGUGAGAGUGUUGCAGUCAGUUGGGGCCGGGGAAUGCUGGCACAAGCACGGCACAUUUCUGGAGCACCUGGUCGACAUCUACCGCAUUCUCAAGAUAUGGAAGGCCCCUGAUUCCGUCUGCCUCUGCGGCCUCUUCCACUCCGCUUACUCCAACUCGUACGUCAAUCUCGCCAUCUUCGACACUUCCACCGGCCGCGACGUCGUUCGCGGCCAUGUGGGGGAGGCCGCCGAGCGCUUGAUUCACUUGUUCUGCAUCGUCCCAAGGCAGCCCCUCAUUCAUGAUGACCUCCUCUUCCACUACACCGACGACGAGCUCCGCCUCCAUCUCAAACAAUCCGAAUCCGAAGCCAAUGAGAAUUGUGCUUGGAGGAAGAAAGUGCAGAGCCUUGUUCCUGCUGACGGGAUCAGAGUGAAGCACAUAAAGACGGGCGAGGAGGUGUUGAUAUCGAGGAGGAUCGUGGCGACGUUCGUGCUGAUGACGAUGGCAGAUUUCAGCGACCAACUGUUUGGGUUCCAGGACGAGCUGUUUGAGAACGGCGACGGGCGGCUCGACUACAGCGGCAACAAGUAUGGAGCACUGUGGCCCGGGGACGGCAAACCAGGGCUUUGGAUGAACUCCAUCUCAAGGAUGGGUGCUCUCUACACCCUCCUCCUCAGGGAGGAGCAAGUCUUUAUUCGACAGAGAGGUAAUAUUGACAUUGAUAUAUCUCGAGACGAACAUCUCCAACUCCUGGUGGCACCUGUGUUUGAGAAUUGCACCAGAGUUUUGGAUGCAGUGGAGCAAUUAGCUGCCAGGGACCUCUACUGGGAAGUCAUUUGUGAUUCUGCUUCGGAUUCUCCUUCACUGUUGAAGAGUUGCAUUGAGAAAAACCCUUUCAUCGGAGAGCCGCAUGUCGUGUUGGCUCAUGUUCAUUUGACACAGGGAAAGUACGACGAGGCUGAGAGAGAAGCUGAGACGGGGCUGAGGCUUUUGCUGGAAUGGGCCAGUUCUUGGGACAAGAGGAUGUCUUGGCAAGGAUGGAUUUCGUGGGCCAGGGUUCUAUUGAUGAAGGCACAGGAAAAAUCGUGGCCUCAAACAUCCUGGGGCAUUCUCAAUUUGGGCCUCGUCAAGUAGAACUACCCAUCAUUUUAGGUUUUAGCUGACUGGUUAGCAAUGAUGGAUGCUUGAAUAAGUCAACACCAAUCCAUAAAUAUUGGUGUGUGUAUGGCAUAAUACUUGCGUCAUUAUAUUAAAAAUAUAUAUUUUUGUGCUGAUGUUUGAAUUUUAAUUUUUCAAGGUGGUAUAUCAGAAUAUUUCUUGAUCAGAUUCAAAGGAUUA
This is a messenger RNA of Argentina anserina (silverweed cinquefoil), 1565 nucleotides long. RefSeq lists its product as uncharacterized. The coding region runs from base 171 to 1361 and encodes 396 amino acids. The record is from RefSeq and is a predicted model, not a curated record. Lineage: Eukaryota; Viridiplantae; Streptophyta; Magnoliopsida; Rosales; Rosaceae. The transcript has a single exon.